AGGCACCACCUCAACUGUCAUGGUAGACGCCGACGUCCUCGCGGGCGAAGGCGCAGAGGCGUUGAGUCUUGCCGACCGACUUCUAUUGUUGCUGACAAUCUUCCUGUUCCUGUUGCUAAGCGCCGUGUCUGGGCGCGUCCUCUACAGUCAGUAUGCAGCCAAACGCAAGCGUCUCAUCAGUACUACCACCGCCGCUGAGACUCCCGGGACUGCUCCUGCAACCAAAGCACCAUACUCGGCUGUACCCCAAGCACCUCCAGCCCCAGUGAACGUUGUGGGUGGCUCCGAGUCUGCUCUAAUGGAAGAAGAGGGCGCUGCAGCCGCUUCGACUGGCUCCGAGAUGCGCCAUCGACUGUUCCUGCUGCUGUUCGUGGCCUCCACGUUGCGUGUCUGCUCUCUAGUCACUGAAGUGGCUACACUGGAAAAGGUGACAGCAGUACCGUCUACCUCGGUGUACUGCAGACUACUCGCGUUGUUCCUGUGGCUCCCCUCCAUGCUGUUCGUGUCCAUGUAUGGCCUCGUGUUGCUCUUCUGGGCUCAAUUAUGUUACGCCUGUUGGGGCAAAGCCCAUCCAUGGCCCAGAAGACUGUUCUUCCUGUUCAAUGUGCUGUUAUACGUGGGAUUCGCGCUGCUUUUCGCUCUAUCGAGCACGUCUGCAGGACUGUGGAGAGGCUGCGACUUGAUGCAAGGAGGCGUCUACUUCGUGGGCCUCUUUGGCAUUCUCUACUAUAGCAUCCGACUGAUCGAUUUCUUCCGCAAUCAAAGUCCAGACGAAGAUUUCUUCUUCGACUUGUCUUCGCCCAGACAACGGGUUUUACGGAGGAUUACGGCAGUGUGCAUCCUCCUCUGCGUCCUAUUUGCAGUUAAAGCGGUGUAUUUGAUCGGGAUGGGUACAGGGUACAUGGAGUCCGAAGAGUCGCAGUACCGUACCCCAGUUGGUGUACACCACAUCGCCUACGAAUUCACGAUCCACUUCUCGACCGAGUUCGUCCCCAGCGCGCUCUUGCUCUUUUUUACGCGUCAACAGAAGAAAUCGACGCCCCAACGGCAACGUCUUCGCUCGUCGUCCGCCACUUCAGCGUCCGCUUCCUUGUCUGGCGGCAGCUAUGGGGCGAACAAUUCACGCGAUAAACCUCCGACGCCCAAUUACGCCUAUGCCCCGACUCGCGGCAUUGCGGCAAGUAACGCUUAUCAGGAAGACGCUCUCCCGAUGCUUUCCGGUUAUCAGUAUCAGGCUAAUCAGCGCGCGUACGGGUCAGCCAGCUCGACGUCGACUUCGACUGCAAACUUGCGCUCGAGCAACAGCAGCGGGGCUUUCUUGCUUGACAAUAUUAGUGGAAGUGCGUUCGGCAGCGCAGGCCCCAAUACCGGCUCGAACGCAAAAAUGGCAUACCGUUGAUCGCUAGAUAACUUUAGUAACUAUCGGGUAAUAAGUGAAAUCGGUACUACAUAGUAAUAUCUAAUACUGUAGUAUUAAUAGUACACUGCGCG
This is a messenger RNA of Phytophthora infestans T30-4, 1491 nucleotides long. RefSeq lists its product as uncharacterized. NCBI's taxonomy places the organism in Eukaryota, Oomycota, Peronosporomycetes, Peronosporales, Peronosporaceae. The coding region runs from base 20 to 1399 and encodes 459 amino acids. The record is from RefSeq and is a predicted model, not a curated record. The transcript has 4 exons.